Klebsormidium nitens is the source of this 2061-nucleotide messenger RNA. The record is from the annotation of a GenBank genome assembly. Lineage: Eukaryota; Viridiplantae; Streptophyta; Klebsormidiophyceae; Klebsormidiales; Klebsormidiaceae.
CACAAUCUUGACGUUCGUUCGGCUCAGCUGGGAAGAGGAGGCUAGGCGUAGGGCGCAGAAAGCGCAUUGCGCACCCAUAGCAGAGCUCUGCUCAAGGUGUUGGCGAGGGUGUUGCUGCUUUUUCGAGAAUUUCAGCCUUUUUGGACACGUGCCAACACGUGGCUGAGCUCAAUUGGCCUGGCUGCUCCUGCUUCUCAUUUCGUUCCACCAGGUUGUCCACAGCUAGAAGGACAAAUUCAGGUCUUAGCUUGAACGUCAGCAAAGAAAGGUAGUCGUCACGAUCUGCUCUAAUAUGAUCUGAUCAGUUUGCAUUCGUCCGAGUUGCACAUCGAUCUUUACAGAGGGUGUUGAGGCAAUCCGUUCCAGUUGAGAAGAGAAAAGGCAGUGGUGGAGGGUAUCAUGGCAGUUGUCACGCUAUAAGAUCUCAAAUCCCAAAUCAGGCAAACAGAGUCAAAUUGCAUAAUGGCAUCUGGCAAUGGGAGCGCACCAAGCUAUGGAGUAAAGUAUCAGUCAAGAUGCAUCGCUCCUCAGCUUGGUGAACGAGAGAGGUCCCGCUUUCUGGUCGGAACCUUGAGCCUCCGGGAAGAGAACGAGAUCCACCACUUGCAUUAUUCAGAGGGCAUCAACGAGAUUGUUUCAGAAGGCGUCUACCAUCACCCCCAUGAGAUCUGGGAUCUAGCGUGUUCACCAUUUGACGCUCGGCUCUUUUCAACAGUGUACCGACAUGGCGAAGAGUACGGGGCUUCUGUGUGGCGCCUCCUCCCACGUGGAAAAAUCAACCCUGGCAGCAGCUCCCCAGGACCGCAGGGGUUGCAACUAGACCAGGUGGCAGAGCUGAAGGGGCACUCGGCCCCCAUCAAGAGCGUCCUCUGGUGCCCACUCUCGACCAAGCAGAACGUGUUGGUCAGCCUAGACGAAGAAACGAUCCGCGUGUACAACCUGGAAGACGGCAAGAAGACCCUUGAAGCCCGUUCGGAAGCCAAGGCGGGCGACUUGCAGCACAUUGCGGGAGGCUCCUGGGACCCCCACGACAGCAACUCCGUUGCAGUGGCGAGCGGAAUGCUGGUUGAGAUUUGGGACCUGCGAACGAUGAGGCGAGGUCAGAAGAUCGAUCAGGCGCACGGGAUGCAAGUGCGGGACGUCGACUUCAACCCAAAGCGGCAAAACACGCUGUUGACCGCCGGGGACGACUCGUACAUCCGCUUCUGGGACACCCGGCAAAUAGCGACCCCUCUGCUCGAGUUGCAAGCGCACAACCACUGGAUUUGGCGAGCAAAGUUCAACCGCGUGUAUGACGAACUUGUGUUGAGCGGCGGAACGGACUCCGCCUGCAAUCUGUGGCACGUUCCCAGCGUAUCGUCGUCGAAAGCGGGACGGAGUGGCAGCAAGGGUUCCGCAAACGAUUUGUCUGGAGCACGGACCCCCCGGGAACCACACGACGGGCUUGCGCACACGUACACCGAGCAUGAAGACAGCAUCUAUGGUGUUGCUUGGAGCGCGAAAGAUCCCCUGCUCUUUGCAUCCUUGUCGUACGAUGGUCGGGUUAUCGUCGACCGAGUCCCAGACAGCGUGCGACGAAAACUGAGUAACCCGUACUGAGUAGUUGGGUUUCGAAGAUGCCUCAAUUGCAAAUGUGAGUCAGAAGAGUUCGCCGUAACGGUUGCUAAUUCUAGUUCAAACAGCAGGCUCCACCUGACCCAUAAUAUCCACGCCAGCUCGCAAACAAUGUGUUGAUGAACCAUCAGCGAGCAGCUUCUUGUCAAGAGGUCAGCUUGCUGCGCAAGCGUGAAUCUCAUAAGUGAUACUAGACUGAGUGAGAUGCAGUACAGCCACAGGCUGAUCUAGGCAUCCCCCCCGUGAGAGGGGCCGCCGCUGGGCUGCGCCAUGAACAGCGCCGCAAGCGCGGCGGUCCGAGGUUCGCAGCGCGACUCUUCGAGUUUCAAGAAGGAUACGUUGCUACUGUGGCUUGCGGUUGUAUAGACGCGUAUUUUGCUCGCAUUAAUUGCGCUUGCAUCUCGCACGGCCGUUGCAGCCGCCGCUCCGCCCCACAAAUUUUUGGAG